ACAUUGUACGUACAUAUAUAUAUAUAUAGAGAGAGAUAUAGAUAUAGAUAUAUACAAUCUUUUGAAGAAAAAAGAGUUCAGAGUUUCUCACUGGGCCUUCUUGCCAACCCCACGUAAAUUUUGUUCCAUCAGUGGUGCUGAGUCUGUAAAUUGCCCACUCAGUGAGGCUUCCGUUGGCUGCUAUUAACGGACCCCAGUCCACAUACCAUACCUUGAUGCUUUCCUUAGUUACCUGCAUGUCAGAACAGGCUUUGGGGAAGUUUUGAGCCUGUCUCCUUUUAUCUCCUGCCUCUGACCAGGACAGAUUCUGGGCCAUCUGAUUCACCUCCCACUGACAUGGGAGUGUCAUCCCCAGAACCAGCUAGCAACAAUGCCAAGGGAACUAGCCAUCCUCCUUGGGUAACAGGCUCCAGGCUGGUUGCUCUUGGUCUCAGUUGUUUAAAGGAGCCCAAACCUUGGACAAGAUGGACAUCUCUCUCUCACUGAGCCCGAGCUCUUCCUUUCAUAAUGGCGUCAGACCAGGCUGAACAAGGGCUAGAGUUUUUCACUGCAAAGUCAGUGAAAAAGUGAUCACACCUGUCCUGCUAUGAGGCCCAUCUGAGACCCUGAAUUCAGGGAAAUGCUCCCAUCCAAGGUGCUUGCAGCCUUCCUGGAUAAGAGGGCAGAACUCCACCUUUGGCACAUCUCCCAGCCCUGGCUUAGUUGCUUGGCAACAGCUCUGUGUCUGAGAGUGAGGAUACACUAUGGCAGCCAAGAGGAUACUGGUGUAUCGAAAUGGGGACCCCUUCUUUCCAGGCCACCAGCUGGUGGUGACCCAACGCCGCUACCCCACCAUGGAGGCUUUCCUUUAUGAGGUGACAUCAGCUGUGCAAGCCCCACUGGCUGUACGUGCCCUCUACACACUUAGUGAUGGCCACCCUGUCACCAACCUGGCUGACUUACAGAACGGAGGGCAGUAUGUGGCUGCUGGCUUCGAACGAUUCCACAAGAUCCACUAUUUGCCUCCUGGAAGGAAAUACCCAGGUGGGAAGAACAGGCAACAACAUGAGUCUCCCAUAUCUCAGCGCCCAUGUGAUGGGGCCUUUGGACAGUGGUUGCCAGCAGACACCCUCUGCUAUAUCCAUGUGUUCAGGAACGGGGACCUGCUAAGUCCCCCCUUUAGUCUGAAGCUGUCCCAGACUGCCAUCCAGGACUGGGAAGUGGUCUUGAAGCUACUGAAUGAGAAGGCUACGGUACAGAGUGGGACUGUACACAAACUCUGCACCCUCGAGGGGCUCCCACUGUCCACAGGGACUGCUCUGGUGAAUGGCCACUACUAUGUGGCCGUUGGAGAAGAAGAGUUCAAAGCCCUCCCAUAUAUGGAGCUGCUGGUGCCCAGCCCCUCUCUGUCCAGGGGCUGCUGGUGUCCUCCAGGCCUUAAGUACAAAGCCCACAGGCAGAGGGUCCAGGGCCACAAGGCCCAGGCAGCCCAGCCUUCUCCAAAGGAGUCCAGAGAAACUAAGCCAUCCGUUUUCUAUGCCAGAUCCCAGCAGUCCCUUCAGCCAUGGAGCAAGCUCCCUCCUCUCUCAUUUGCAUCAGGAGUUAAGGGAGUCUAUGGGGCUCCGUACCCGAGGAAGGAGACAGCUGGGGCUCAGGAAGUAGAUGAGGAUGAAAACACCUGCAGAGAGGAACCUGUGGAUCAGAGGGCAGCAGAGACAGUAGAAGAGGCUUUGUCUGCGCAACACCAGCCUGGGCCUGAAGCUGUAGCCCCAACCUCCACCCAUACUCCACCAUCUUAAGUGCUGGGAGCUUCAGAUAGAAACUUCGGACAACCACUCCCAGUCACCUCUAGUCCCCAGCCCUCAGCAAUGUGUUCUGGAGAAGCCACACCUCCUGGGCUCACAGUAGGUGUGGCCUCCUCACCCCUCCUCAGUCACAGGCGAGCAAGUUCUAUGGAAGCUACUUCCUUAUGUGACCCCUGCUCAGGAGCAGGCUCAUUACAAUAAAAUAUUUGCUAAGCUUU
Rattus norvegicus (Norway rat) is the source of this 2002-nucleotide messenger RNA. The record is from RefSeq and is a predicted model, not a curated record. Lineage: Eukaryota; Metazoa; Chordata; Mammalia; Rodentia; Muridae.